This is a messenger RNA of Ictalurus furcatus (blue catfish), 430 nucleotides long. RefSeq names its product histone H2A. Gene Ontology annotation, molecular function: protein heterodimerization activity; DNA binding; structural constituent of chromatin. Lineage: Eukaryota; Metazoa; Chordata; Actinopteri; Siluriformes; Ictaluridae. Bases 29 to 415 code for a protein of 128 amino acids. The transcript has a single exon. The record is from RefSeq and is a predicted model, not a curated record. Gene Ontology annotation, cellular component: nucleosome.
UGUUGUUAGAACAGAUCUGAGCAUCAAGAUGAGUGGCAGAGGAAAAACCGGCGGAAAAGCUAGAGCUAAGGCCAAGACUCGUUCAUCCAGGGCUGGACUUCAGUUCCCCGUGGGACGUGUGCACAGGCUUCUGCGUAAAGGCAACUAUGCCGAGCGCGUCGGUGCCGGCGCUCCGGUCUACCUGGCCGCAGUGUUGGAGUAUCUGACCGCUGAGAUCCUGGAGUUGGCCGGUAACGCCGCUCGUGACAAUAAGAAGACCCGUAUUAUUCCUCGCCACUUGCAGCUCGCCGUGCGUAACGACGAGGAGCUGAACAAACUGCUCGGCGGAGUGACCAUCGCUCAGGGUGGUGUGCUGCCAAACAUUCAGGCUGUGCUUCUGCCUAAAAAGACCGAGAAGGCCGUCAAGACCAAGUAAACUCGUCCACUGCUA